AUGCCAGUCUUGACUGAAGUUCAAGCGGUCCGGGCUACAAUGUGCGUCCGUGUUAAAAAGCGCAUCAGCGUAUGUCUCUCAAAUUUCUAUAUACCACGGUCUCUCAAGUUUCCAUAUAUCACUGGUUCUCAAGGUGCUAUAUACGAUAAGAUUCUGAUGCACGGGCAAAUGCAGUGA
Plasmopara halstedii is the source of this 177-nucleotide messenger RNA. RefSeq lists its product as uncharacterized. The coding region runs from base 1 to 177 and encodes 58 amino acids. The transcript is spliced from 2 exons. Lineage: Eukaryota; Oomycota; Peronosporomycetes; Peronosporales; Peronosporaceae. The record is from RefSeq and is a predicted model, not a curated record.